GUAGGGUUGGCGAGCAUGGUCGGGUGUACACACACACACACAGGUUCAAGCAGGACUGGUUAUGGCCUCCUGGUGUCUCGUGCCUCAGCGCCUCCGUGUCAAGUCAGCAACCAGUUGUCUCGUGUGGCUUCUAGUCGCGACGCGCUCUCUCAGCUGCCGCAACAUGUAACGACGGCCAUACAGCUCGAGGGUGGAGAGCAGGAGAGGGAGUGGAAAAUGGCCCCCGACCUGUCAGAGGCAGCACGAUCCCUGGCUGUACUCCCUCUGCAGAGCUGCGGAGAGGUCGCCAGUAGUAGCCCCCCAUCCAGUCCCUCGACUCUGUGCAUAAGCAGUGGUAUUAGCGGUGGGGGGUUACAGAGCCAGGAGAACCACUUGUCACCCAGACCUGUAGCCGAGAACAUUGCCAGCAGGAAUGGCGCUGAUCGCCAGUUUCAUCAACCUCCCAAUCAGGUGGUGGGGUCUGAGGCAGGAAGAGGCGGCAGUGGUUGUAAUGAAAAUGGAGCAGAAACGCAAAAUUCCACUUUCAUUAAUAUGUACUACCUUAGUCCUGCUCUUAGAGCCACUUUUGCCUCGGUGGGAGCCACCGCUAAACCCUACAAUUUCAAAGAGAUUUUGCUGCUCUUAAAGAAUUACCUUUAUAGCAAAAAGCAUCUCUUUGACCCUCUAGAUAUUCUUUUUGUCAACUGUAAAAAUGAUCCCUUGGGAGAUGUUCUACGAGUUGAUCGCUUCCACUACAAUGAUGUCAGAUCCUUGAUUAUCAAGAACAUCAUCAGGGCACAACCAGUCUCUCUUCAUAAUGUGGCGAGAGAAAGUGUGUCGGUGCCUAUCAGGGCGAAUGCAACAUGUUCACUGGUCACGGAAAAUGGUUCCUCAAGUGAACAAGUGAAGGAAUGUGCAGCCGAGAGGAAUGCGAUCGGUGCACGUGUAAAUAAUGCUCCAAGUCAAAUUAAUGGCAGAACAGAGGUGUUAGUGCCUACAAGUACUACAACCUCAGAACAUAUAAAUAGUAUAGUAACCUCUGAUUGUUCAAGGAAACUUGAAUCUGACCACCAAGAUACCAUUAUCCAUCUUCCUGGACCCUCUAGACAGGGCAAAGAUGGACCUGUGUGUCGAGGACUCUGCUUUCCUGAUGUUCCAGACAGCAAUUCAGAUGUGGAAUCUGUCUAUAGCCAUCAAGGAUAUGAAACUGCACUGUGUCGUAACACCGAGUUUGAGGAAAGUGAUGUAGACGAGAUAGAGACCGGAUCUUUUGAAGAAUAUGAAAUAGCUUCAGAUGAUGCCAGGGAAGAAGAACAUUCUGAUGAUGACGAUUCUAUGGUUGAGGAUGUUGAUGUAGCAGUGUAUGCGCUUCAUGUUUCGGCGCAGGAUGAGUCUGAGGAAGACUUUUGGGCAGACGAUUCUGACACGGAUGAUCAGUGUUUAGAUAAUGAUCCAGAGUUGGCAGCUGAACGUUGGGAUUGUCUUACUUGUGGAAUAAAGAACAGACCUUUUAUGCGUUACUGCGACAAAUGCUGGCAGUUAAGAAAGAAUUGGUUGCCAGACCGUCCAAAGAAGCGAAGGAGGAAGCCCAGACCGAAGAAGAAACAUUCCAGGCAUAGAACAGAGUCUAUUCAAUCGGAUGAUCAGCAUGCAAAUCCUGAAGAAAACAGUUUGGUUAUAUCAAACUUAAAUAUUAAUAGCGAGAGUAGCCAAGAACUUGAAGAAUUACCAAGGACAUCCUCAACUGCCUCAACUGUAUCGCUUAAAUGUGACUCACCGCCUAGAAAUUUCUCUCAUGGUCACUUUAGUUCUCAAGACUCUGGAAUUUCAUUGUCGCAGGAUAUGUUAAUAGGUUUUGCAGGAGGGUCAAGUUUGGAUGACAGCACACCUAAAACAGUUGAUUUUCAGAUUCCCAAAACUAAUUUCUCAAGCGAAAAAGAUCUCUCGGGCCAAGGGGCUUCUUCCAAGAAUUCAACAACCGAAGAAACUCCAGCUGCAAACACAUCAGGUUGUAGGAAACGGAAAUUAUCUAGUUCUGAGAAUGUCAAACUACACAAAAAAUCUAAACCCUUGGAGGUGUGUGAUUCAAGUGAGGAGAGUGACAGUAUUGUAACUAUUGAAAUGGAAGCUAAAGCCACAGCUCUUUCUUUGUUUCUGGACUCUGCCGCUGGCCGAGAAUGGCUUAGAUCUGCACCUGGAAGGCAGUUUCAAUCCUCUUUGAGUACUCAGGGGGUUAUUAUUGAAGCAAUAAGUGCAAAUGUGAAUAUAGAAUCCUCAGAAAUUGAUGAAUUAGAGUUAGCAUCUGGCGUUUCUAAUCUAUGUUUAAUAUGUUGCCUUCGGCCUAAGAAUGGAUCGAUAAUACACGGUCGACUAUCCCAUCAGGCAACAUGUUACCAAUGCGCCCGACGUCUGCUUAACAGUGGCUCUAGGUGUCCCGUGUGUCGAAGAAAGAUUCACAUGGUCUGCAAACACAUUAUAGUGUGAACUUGUCAAAUUAUUGCUUGUUUAGCCAUAUCGAAUGUUCUGGAUAUCAUAGUCUGUUCUGUUAACAUGAAUAUAAGCACAGUAAUGGUUAUUUAUAUCAAGUAAUUUUUCUCAUUUAUAUAUAUAUAUAUAUAUAUAUAUAUAUAUAUAUAUAUAUAUAUAUAUAUAUAUAUAUAUAUAUAUAUAUAUAUAUAUAUAUAUAUAUAUAUAUAUAUAUAUAAUGAAAAAUAUUUCAAUCAAAAGUAUUUUUGUGUGUAAUUUUUGUUGUUUCUACCAUAUUUAAUUUCUUUGAAGAGAAAAGUAAUCUUUCCAAUCGUAUUGGUUAUUUGCAUAAUGGAGCUCAGUCAUCUCUAAGAUGAUGAUUUUUUUUUUUGUUUAUAGGAAAUUAACACUUCAUUCUUGUAACUUUGUCAUCAAACACACAUGUAGUUGCAUACAGUAUUUGCCAAACAGAAAAUUAACAGAGUUAACUGUGACUAGGAUGAUGGUUUGUGACGUAGACGAAUACGGCUUUUCGCUGCAUUGUGCGGUAAUGUGUGAUGUUAUUUUAUAAUUUGUUGUUUUAAGCAAAUGAAGUAUAAGACUAAAUUAGGAAUUUUGUUUAGCUACUUUCAGGUUUUUAUGAAAACUUUAUUGACUCCUGUUAUCUGGCAUAAGACAAAGAGCACAUACAUGCAUAUGCGUAAAGGCUCGUGGCCCAAGGUGCUACAGAAGGUUCUACACAUCAUAGACGGUAACAUGCAAGUUAGUACUCUUAAUAUUGAAGUCCCUAUAAGUAGAGUUUUGCAUGGCUAUGAUGGCCCACAAAAAUUAAUUGGCAUUGGCAGUGUAAUAUCACUCUUUUCGAGAGUAUCCUGAAUGCCUUUUUUUCUCUUUCUCUCAUGAUGAUGAGGGAAUCAAUAGGUGUUCAAUAGCAGACAUAUGAGAUCUAUCCAGGUAUACUAAAUUUACCUUGAAUUUCAGAACAUAUAAUUCCCAUUUGUUUGGAACAGGCUUCCUGUCCGGUCCCCGACUUAGGCUCAUCAAGGUCUGCCUAGGCCAACGACUGACCACCACUGGAAUCCUUAUGCCGGUAGUUGUUUAACUUCUGCGUACCUAUUUACUGCUAGGUAAACAGAGGCAUCAGGUGAAUCAAAAUGUGCUCAGGGAUCGAACCCAUGAGCCGCGAUUAAGAGUUGAGAAUGGAGAUCACUGUGUUACAGGAGCCAUAUUAAAGCUUAUUUGCAGGUAAGGCUUUACGAACAUGCCUGGUUUAGGUUGCACUUUUUACAAUCUGAUAUUUAUAUGAGCGAUUGUAAAUUAUAUUAUCAGCCAAAGUAUGACUUGACACAUGAUGCAUGGACAAAAAUAUUAGUUUUUAGUUAUUGUAAUUCCUGCUGUGAUACCAUCCAUUCUUUAGGGUUAGAGAAUCAGUACUAGAAUGUAGCAUAAAUUCUUAAUUUUUCUUUGAAGAUAGGCUGCAAUUUAGCGAGGCAAUUUUAAAUGCUAAAAUAUUUUGAAAUGGAUAGGCUUAAACCAAAUAUUUUGAAAAAACUAGAGGAAAUCUAGUUUGUAGAAUGAUGUGUGUAAUUGGUCAUCUUCGUAUCUUUCAAUUUGAUUGGGUCUUUAAGCUUUACUUUUCAUAGGAAUUGAGUAAUUAUCUCUAAUGUGAUAAAUGUUUACAUUCAAGAAAUAUAAAAGUACACUGUAUAUUAUAUUGUCGUAAACCAAAGACUUCAGAAAUUAUAUUUAAUGCACUCGCGAACAUACAACUUGCGCAAAUUGCAAACUUUCUUACAAGCUUGCGCACACACACGCACCGUAACGUCAUACUGUUAUUUGACAGAGAACUGGGAAGACUGUACACCACGAGCGUAGCUCUCGUCUUGUAACUAUUUAUGUAAUUACACACCACACACACACAUACACUUGCGAGACCUAGUGAGUACUCACUAGGUGAGCAUGCGCGCGUACACACACACACACUCCCACAAGAUGCACUUCAAUACAUACAACAAACGUGAGCAUAAUUGGGAACAAAAAUAUAUUGGCCGUGGGUUUCUUUCGUCUCUGGUGAUCCUUCUGCAGCCUUGCUGUGAGUGUAGCCAACAAACUGACGCGUGAAGAUUCAUUGCUGGACCAUACAUGUCGGGUUCUCUUCCUCUCUCCAGGGGUGCAGUGUUGUAGUAGAAUUUUUGUUUUUCAUCUGGGACACUUGUGAGAAUUUGCUGCAUUAUGAUUGCCAUUUAAAAUGACAAAUUACCAAUUCUUAAACGCUAUUGAUGGUCUUGUAAAACUGGCUAGGUAUUUCAGUAUACAGUAUUGUCCCUUGCCCACAAACUGAAUGAUUUUCAAAGUUGUACACCACAUAAGUAAAUGGACAAAGUGGGUUGCGUUUAUAAUCUCGUAUCUUUAGUUAUCUAGAAAACAUAGUUUUCUACGAGUCUGAAAGGAUUCAUUUAGUCAUCACGUUGAUGCAUUUCUGAUGUAUACAUCGGGAGUUGAAAGCUUCUGUGCUUGUAUAAUAUAUUGGAUAACUUAUUUUAUUUUAUAUUUUUUUAGUACUUUAAACUUUCAAUACUUUACAUGAAAACAUGACUAAAUGCCAUAAAAAGGGGGCAAGUAUACUAAUCUCAUAAUCAUCUAGGGGUUUCAGUUUUGUGUUGAUUAUGUACUGGAAGCACUGCACGUGGGUAUUAAUUGUUUAUGUUGACCCUGUCAAUAAGAUCGGAUUCUGUUAAACAAGGUCUUGCUUGCAUGUUUACAUGUAAUUAAAUAUAAGGAAUGAGGACUUGCUCUUCACUAAAAUUGGUGUUGAUGUUAGAAUGAUCAACAUAACCGAGAUUCACGUUACAUAGAUAAUGACGUUCUGGAUGAGCGACGGUGAGAAUUACUAGAAAUUGGCGUCGAUUCUAAUUUGGAAGAUUGCAGUAGUUCUUAUUGGAAUGCAUUUGUGAAACGAGUCUAGAAGUGCAAAAUGUAUUGUUCGUAAAACAUUGGAACUCCUGAGCCAUGGAGAAGAGUUGCCAUGGUAGAGCUGUGGAAGAGUAGUGAACUGAAACAAAUUUGGUCAUCAGUGUUCCAUUGAAAUCUUGGAAAGAAUGUUUUAGUGGAAGCCAUUGUGGGGUUAAUUCUUUCCAUUUACUUUUUUUCUUUUAUGAUUGAAUAUGACCAAUACUAUACUUGUCGGGCACCCGGGCCGUACGUUACUCGAUACAAUUGUCUGCAAAUCAGACUCUUUGUGCGUUGCUCUUGCGUCUAGUGCUUUGGUACUGACACCCUUGAGGUUAUCUAGAGAUGAUUUCAGGACUUAACGUCUCUGCGGCUUGGUCCUCGACCAAGCUUCCUUUUUUGUUACACAUCCCCAGGAAGCAGCCCAUAGCAGCUGUCUAACUCCCAGGUACCUAUUUACUGUUAGGUGAACAGAGCAAUCAGGGUGGAAGAAACUGCCUAUUUGUUUCCGCCUCCACCGGGGCUCGAACCUGGACCCUUAGAACUACAAAUACCAAGCGCUGUCCACUCAGCCGUCAGGCCACUGAAGCUUUUGAAUAGGUAGUACAGUACUGUUACACAUGCGGUGUUGUAUAGCCUUCUGGGCUUUGCAUUUUCUUUUGAUGAUUCUUGCCACAGGCUCGUGCACCUGCGGUAAUAAAUAUACAUCUUUUGUCAUAUUUGCAUAUUUAAAAACAUUUUGUUUUGGACCUACAAGCAAUGAAUGUAAUUAGUGUGCCGUUUCCAUUUUAUAUGCUGGUUUUGUGUAUGGAACAAUUUAAUGCAAGUCUAUAUAAAAGCUAGGAUUUUAUUUUUACGUUUUUUGCUAAUCUACAUAAAAACGAAAGAGUUUCUACAAGUUCUGUCUUAAAUCACAAUCUCAAAACUUGGACAACCACAGAAAAUGCAGUUUGUUGUUCACUCUGUAUCUCAAAUAAUAUAAACUUGUUGGAAAUAUAUUAGUUACAAAUGCUGAACUUACGCAUGAUGUGAAGCGUGAUGAUGCUACAGUUGGCCUGGACCAUUUUACUGUAAAGUUAGCACAACUCUAAACUUAUCAUUUGUGUGAAAUGGAUUUAUUGUUAGUUCCAGCAAUGUUAAUGUGGCUUACACUUUCAGUGAUGGCACUGUCCACAGUGAUGCCUGAUAUACCUGUCAAUGAUUCCAAGAAUCAAUGUCCCUGUAGCCGGGUUUGCAAGCAGGCGACCUGGUCAACAAGACUGUUCGAUGCUGCUGCUUGCAGCCUGAUAUACGAGUCACAUGUUCGUUGAUCAGGAUCCUUUGAGUGUCAUUUUUUGCUGAGGCUUAUAUUGGCUCAAGCCUUAAGUGGUUGGGUAAACAAAUCCACAAGGGCUGUGACGAGGAUUCGAACCUACGUCCGAGAUGAUCCCAGACGCUGCCUUAAUAGACUGAGCUACGACAUAGUCAAAAGAGUUUGUAGAACUUUGGUUUCAACUCCUUUGACCGUGUCGUAGGUCGUAGAUUAAGGCAGCGUCUGGGAUCAUCUCGGACAUAGGGUCGAAUCCUCGUCACGGCCCUUGUGGAUUUGUUAAUUGAUGCAUCACGCUAUUGUGAUUUCUGUGUGUAAGGUUGGGUAAAUUAAUUAAUAUGAUAUGAUUAGAUAUAACUUGGGGCACUGGCAUGAGCUGAAGUGUAAGCUACUUUUGAAUAUGACCAAUAUUAUACUUGUCGGGCACCCGGGCCGUACAUUACUCGAUGAAGUGCAAGUCCCUUUUGAUCACACCGAGCCCCGAGUGGGUUAGAAACACUCGCACGAUACGCUGCACGCAACACAAGUACCAUUUAAGAGCAUUUCAUCUUCAAACAAUGGCCAUUUAUGAUUUUGUUAUCACCCUGUGUUUAUUUUUUCAUUUAAUUUUCUUGAGGAUUCAAGUUUUCAAAUCAUGUAUUACAGCAGAGUUGGAGAUGGUGGUGUACCAACCUAACUCAUGAGGUAAUGAUAAUGAAAGCUCGAGUGUCAAUUGAGUUAAGAGAUGGUUAGAUACCAUCCUGAUUCUGUCUACUGCAGUAGUCAGCUGUUAAAAUUUCCCGCCGGGUUGGGUGGUUCUGUAUAUGACAUUUUUAAUUUUACGACAAAAAAAAUUCUUUCAUUUAAAAAGCAUUUUUUGUUUUGAAAAUUUUACUGCUGCUUUCUCUUUGUUUUAAGACAAAGAUAAACACGUUGUUUUGUCCAUUUACAGAGCCAUUCCAAAAUCCAAACAUUUACCUUUUUUUUUUCUUUUUUUUUUUUAACAAAAAUAAAUAUGGCAAUAAA
Procambarus clarkii (red swamp crayfish) is the source of this 7708-nucleotide messenger RNA. Its product is annotated as E3 ubiquitin-protein ligase Mdm2. The record is from RefSeq and is a predicted model, not a curated record. NCBI's taxonomy places the organism in Eukaryota, Metazoa, Arthropoda, Malacostraca, Decapoda, Cambaridae. Gene Ontology annotation, molecular function: ubiquitin protein ligase activity. Gene Ontology annotation, biological process: protein ubiquitination; cell cycle; negative regulation of apoptotic process. Gene Ontology annotation, cellular component: nucleus.